Asparagus officinalis (garden asparagus) is the source of this 1529-nucleotide messenger RNA. RefSeq lists its product as uncharacterized. The record is from RefSeq and is a predicted model, not a curated record. The coding region runs from base 55 to 1413 and encodes 452 amino acids. The transcript has 5 exons. NCBI's taxonomy places the organism in Eukaryota, Viridiplantae, Streptophyta, Magnoliopsida, Asparagales, Asparagaceae.
UUCUCUCUCCGUGACUCUCACUGGCUAUCGCGGUGCGAUAACAACCCAGCCAGAAUGCGGCACUCUCAGCUGUGGGUAUCUUCACUACUGCUCUUGCUGCUAGCAAAAUCUCAGCAUGCAUUGAGGACCCCUGAGAAAAAUGAUUACUCAGUCCUCCAAACUUCUGUGUUUCUCUCCCCUCCUUUUUUUCUACGACCAGGUUCAGUGGCGAACGAGUUUCUUUUCAAUAUCCCUUUUCCAAGAGGCCACAUUGCCCUCAAAAGUUUUGAUGCAGAAGUCGUAGACGAAAAUGGAGUCCCAGUCCCUCUUCAUGAGACCUAUCUUCAUCAUUGGGUUAUAGAGAGAUACUACGGGGAGAAGGCAACUCAAUCUGACCAUGACCUUUCGAAAAUUAUUCUGGCAAGAAAUUCCGGGGUUUGCGAGGAAACCCUCGGCCAGUACUUUGGACUCGGCUCGGAAACACGAAAAACUUCAACUUGGGUCCCUGAACCUUUUGGUAUAGAAGUUGGGGACCCGAAGAAGAUUCCUAGUGGGUAUGAGGAGAGAUGGUUGUUGAAUAUUCAUGCUAUAGAUACGAGAGGGGUGAAGGAUCGUUCAGGGUGCACCGAGUGCAAGUGUAGUCUUUACAACGUGACUGUUGAUGAAUUCGGGCAUCCUUUGAGGAAAGAUUAUAUUGGAGGGCUCCUUUGCUGCUAUGAUAAGACUCGAUGCCAAUUAAGGGACGGGUUUAACGGUGCCGAGGCCAGGAAACUAUACCUGAGGUAUACUGUGAAGUGGGCACGGUGGGAUGAGAGCAUAGUGCCUGUCAAGAUUUACAUAUUCGAUGUCACUGAUACAGGGAAGGUAUCGGAAGGCCAACCUUCUAGUUGCAAGGUGGAGUACCGAGUUGAUUCAUGUGCUCCAGAAGUGGUACAGGAUGGAGAAUGUCUUGAUACCAGGAAGACAAGUGUGGUCAUUCCUCGUGGAGGCGAUAUUGUCUAUGGAGUUGCCCACCAGCACUCAGGUGGACUGGGUUCUGCCCUCUAUGGCCAGGAUGGAAGGGACUUAUGCACUUCAGUCCCAACCUACGGAAACGGAGAGGAAGCAGGGAAUGAGGAUGGGUACAUUGUAGGAAUGUCAACAUGCUAUCCAAAGCCAGGCUCUGUAAAGGUUGCAGAUGGAGAGACUCUGACUCUUGUAUCCAACUAUAGCAGCGCACAAAUGCACACCGGAGUUAUGGGACUAUUCUACAUCCUUGUAGCUGGACCACAAGCGCCUCCAAAGUCCAGAUUGCUCUUCCACGACCUAACUUUAUCAUGGAGGGAGGAUUUAAGAGAAUAUUGGUGGGCAUUUCUUGUAGUUGGCGUGAUUGCUGUGGUCAUCAUCCGCAUGAGCUAUAGCCGAAAAAAUGGUGAAGGAUACCAAUCUCUGUAACCAAUUGAUCCGGCCUUCAAAUAAUGUAACAGAUUGUUGCUCUGUGUUACCUAUGUAUGCAUCAUUAUGUACUCCUUCAUCAUGGUACUUCAUCUUUACAGGACAGGUUUCCUUCA